CCCCAUCCCCAGUAUUCCAUAAUGUCGCACGCAGACAAUCAGUUUCCCCGGACGAAACGGAGGAAGUUGGACUCCGGCGAGGAGUCAACUGUCCAGUCCGACAUCACGUCUCAUACGCAAUUGCGGACCAUCCUGACUUUUCAGCAAAACAUUCAAGAGACCAAACAAGGCUUAAGAAAAUUCAAGGAAUUUCUGCUCUCCAUCCCACAGACGGAGAAUGAGAGUGAAAAAGCUAAAAAAUUCCGCAUCCUCAAAGCCUAUUGUGAUUCGCAAAUCUCUUACAAUGGCGAGGACCCAUCUUGCUUCCCUGAUCUGAUUCAAGCCUGGGGAUUUGCGGAUACUAACAACAAUGACUCCUUGUUGACGAUCAUUCCGUCCGUGGUGGCGCUCUUUAUUAAGACGAUAUCCAGUAAUCUGGAUUUCCGAGACUUCGGACUGGCGUUGUGUAAAUUUUUGAUGCAAAAAGAGCAACUAAGAUUUUUCAACCGUGGGUUGACCGCAACGAAGUCGAAGGAGCAUUUGAUCUCCCCGUGUCUUCGCCUUCUCACCGAGGUGGUCAGCUUCGAUGGGGGUGCCGUUGCCCGUCAAGUCUAUGCAGCGCGUUAUAUCACGUUCAAGCGCCUUGAGGUGUUCUUGACUCCGAAUAAGGCCCAGCUGGAAGAUGCGUCCGAUGAUGCUCAAAAGUCGACUCUGCGCCGCAAUGCUCAAAGAUAUGUUUUGGCAAACUUGAGAGUCCAGCAUGCAACCUCAAAAACCGAUAUCAUCGAGCAAGGCAAACUCAUGAGAGCGUUCUUCGAGUACAUUCGAAAGGACCCGCGAGAUAUUGUCAUCGACGUGAUCAAAGCCGUUGACCGAGAUAUUGUCCAGGAUGCUUCCCUUCCCCGGAACUCCAAGAAGUUGUUCUUCAGCCGCUGGAAUCUGGAGCGACUCGUGACUUUGUACGGUUAUGACCGAGAGUCCGAGGAUCCUAACCCGACAGGAUUUUCCAUCGCCAACGAGAUCCACAAGAUCUUGAUGAACAUUUGCACGAAGACUGAGCUCGGGGUGUUGCUACCGGAAACAGGCUGGUACCCCCACGGUAGCGACCCGGAAUCCCUGCCGGCGGACAGCGACGCAUCGAUUGAAUUGGGCCUCGAUUCUGCAGUUUACGUUGACAAGUACAGAGAGUCCGUGCCAGUUCGCAAUGGAGUGCUCUCCUAUAUUAUCCAGUCACUUCGCCCGGAUACGGAUAGUCUCCAGAUUGAGCUGCUUGUGGCAAUCUUCAAGGCUGCACCUGAGUUGGUCGCCGAUUUCUUUAGCAAGAAAUUGAUGUUCGUUUCGGAUCCGAAGCCUGUUCCGUCGUGGCUGGCCGAAUCUGCGCUUUUGUUCUCGACUGUCAGUCUGCCGAUUCCGAAGAACUGCGGAUGGAAAGACAAACUGCCUCCGAUGCCGCCGGCACCCUCGGUUGUGAUUGAAAACAUUCUACCGCGUCCGCUGAAUCAAAAGAUUCUCACUCGGUGCCUGAACCUGAACACGGAGAUUGUUACUCUCUUCGCAGUCCGUCUUAUCACGGUCUCCUUCAAGAAAUUGCAGAAGGUCCUGCAAAUCUUCAACUCCGACCACGGAAUCAGCCAGCCGCUCUGGAAACAAGCUGCGGGAAAACUGGUCGCUGAGUUUUCCCGCCGAUGCCCCGUCGUGAAGGAUGUCAUCCAGCUUUACAAAAGAACUGCCAAGGAAGACCUGCAGCAGCAAGAAGCCGUUGCCGAGUUGCUUUCUUGUUUCUACGAAGUUGCCCCGGAUGCCGCUUUCGAGGAAGUCCUCGAUGUUUCGCUCAUAAUGGUGGAAAUUCUGAAACGACUGGACGAGCCUAACAUUUCAUCGGACGACUCUGAGCUGUUGCUCAGUCAACUGCAAAGUAUUCUGAAGAUUGCGCAGCAGUCGGCAUCGAUCCGUUGGUGGCAGCAACCUGCUUCGAUGCAAUUUUCUGCGUUCACUUCCGUGAUGAAGGUCGUCGUGGAAGCGUCAUCUCAGGAAUCUCUCGGUGAUAUUUAUCGUCUAUUGAGAUCGGUGCUCAUUGAAAACUCGAUUCUGCAGAGUGCAUCUUCAUUUACCGCACUUAUGUCGAGUUUCGACACUUCGGAUUCUGCCCGCUUGCAGCAUCAACUGGCCUUUUUCGAUAACUGCGCCUGCCGGAUCGCGAAAAAGCAAGUUCAUUAUCAAGAUUUAAUAGGAUCUUUCUCACAGGAUAAGUCCAAAUCAACGAGCUCCAUCGCAGCGGCUAUUAGUGAGCAGUGGCCGUUUGUCAUUAAGUCUGGAGAUGCAAAUGCCCAAAGUGCUGUGUGUGCAUGGGCUGCCCAAGUGUUGGGUCGGUUGAAGCAGGCCGGUGAAGACUCGAAAACACUGAAGGGUGUUCGUGACUCCCUGAUGGACGCUACCGAUAACAAGAAGCUCAAGUCAACCCUGAAGAAGUCCUUGAAAGAUAAUGAGGAAAAUUCUGAACAAGAGAAGAAGGGCAUGGAUUUGGAUCAAAAGGCAUCUCCGACUGCAGGAAACGAGCAGCCGCGCGUGGACUUGCUCGAGAUGUUCGGCGCGCUUCCCGUGGAAAGUGAUACUCGAAAUGAAUUACACAAAUGGGACAAAGAAGAGCUUGAUGUGUCAAUUGAGCAGGGCCGAGUGGCGGAAUUGCUGGUCUGUUUGUGCUCGGAGCACGAGGAAGUGCGCAGACAAGCCUUUAGCAACAUCACCCGAUUCAUGUCUAAACUCAGGGAAUCUAAAUAUACCGAAUGGAGGUCGGUUUACCUCCUCACCGGAGAACUGUACGAAACCGUCAAACUGCUUGGCGUUGAAUCGCCUGUGCCGUGGAUUGUGGGAGAGUGUGCCGCUAGCUGUCUUGCAGUUCUCACGAACCCCAUGCACAAGCUGUAUGGCAAGGUCAACAAAUUCCUCCAGAAAGCGCCUACCUGGGAGCCCGAGAAGAUUCCCUCCUACUGGAUCGACAAGAUUUUGCUGCACGAGCCCGAGUUGGAUGACGGUCAUUACGAAGAGACCAACUGGCUGUUGGAUCUGUUGGUCAAGGGCCUCCGGACUGGAGCGGAUAUGGAAAUCUACCGCCGCGCCAACGUGUUCGAGCGCACAUUUGCCUUCUACGAGUCCCCCAGUACGAGUGUCUCGGUCAAGCGAAAGAUUUUGCAUCUGCUGUAUCGCUCGACCCAGGUCCAGGGCAGCACGACUCUCAUUACUCGGGCAGGAAUCAUCAGCUGGAUUCAAAGCCAGCUUCCGGCCGUGGGUGCCAAAGAGGCGUCGAGUUUCUCGGCCAUCACCAACUCCUUGCAUGAAUCCUCGGAUAAGGAGCGGGUUGCCAAAUGGAGCGGAGGCGCCGUGGAUCAGAUUGUCGGCAACAUCGCCGGGGGAAACUGAGCUGACUGGCGAAGAGAGGGAGGGAGUGUAUUGGGUAGAUGUGAAUGUGCAUCUGUAUCGCAUGCGUUCUAGAUAGAGAGGUUUAGGGUAAUUCUAAUGAAUGUUGGAAAUGUGGAUGUUG
Molecule: messenger RNA, 3517 nt
Organism: Aspergillus steynii IBT 23096
Lineage: Eukaryota; Fungi; Ascomycota; Eurotiomycetes; Eurotiales; Aspergillaceae
Product: NPA1/URB1 family protein
Exons: 5
Coding region: 22-3396 (1124 amino acids)
Biological process (GO): maturation of 5.8S rRNA from tricistronic rRNA transcript (SSU-rRNA, 5.8S rRNA, LSU-rRNA); maturation of LSU-rRNA from tricistronic rRNA transcript (SSU-rRNA, 5.8S rRNA, LSU-rRNA)
Cellular component (GO): nucleolus
Source: RefSeq, a predicted model, not a curated record